GACAGGUUGCACCUCUGAACGUAAAAGAUGGCAGACAUCUCUGGGAAUGACAAGCCAUUUGUUUUAGCAUCAUUAGCCGAUGAUGAGAAAGGCAUCCCUUAUUAUGGAGUGGACAUUUUAAAGAAGCACCUCAAUGUAGUGUGGUUUGAGGAUUUUCUCAAGAACAAGGAAAAGUAUUCCCAGCUCAUCCAAGGUGUCAUCCUAUGGGUCACGGCACCACAUUUGGAUGCUGCCUUGCUGGAUGGACUGCCCAACUUGAAGGUGAUCAGCAAUGUUGGAGCAGGAGUAAACUUCCUGGACCUGGACAUGCUAGCUUCCCGAGGACUGAAGGUGUGCAACACUCCACGCAUCCUCAACGAAACCACUGCAGACAUGGGCAUGACACUGCUGCUGGCAUCUGCCAGGAGGCUGCUGGAAGGGGACCAGAUAGUGAGGAAUCCUAUUAAGUGGCAGAUCAACUUCUGUGGUCGACAGGUGUCAGGAGCCACCCUUGGGAUUGUGGGUAUGGGAGGUAUUGGCUAUGCCCUAGCCCAGAGAGCCCAUGCCUUCAAGAUGAACAUAUUCUACCACAAUAGGAACAAAAGACCACAGGCUGAAGAGGAAGCAGUGGGUGCCCAGUACUGUGCCACGCUGGAGGAGCUCUUGCCAAAGUGUGAUUUUGUCAUCAUAGUGACUCCACUAACAGCUGAAACAAAAGGAAUGUUUGGCAAAAAGCAGUUUGAGCUGAUGAAGCCAUCUGCUACCAUCAUUAACAUUGCAAGGGGUGGCAUCAUUGACACAGGUUCACUGUUGGAGGCACUGGAGAAGAAGACCAUCGCUGCAGCAGCCCUGGACGUGACUGACCCAGAGCCCCUGCCUGAAGACCACCCCCUGCUCAAGCUGCAGAAUGUGACCUUCACGGCACACCUGGGCAGUGCUACAGUAGAGACCAGGAGCAACAUGAUGGCACUGGCUGUACAGAACCUGCUGGAUGCCCUCAGUGGCAAACCUCUGGUCAAUCAAGUCAUCUAAGUGUGCCUUGUCAGCUGUUAUGUUGGUUUAUGAUCUGUCAUUGUCAAAAGAUAUUGUCAUCAAAACUAGUCGAAUGAGUUUGAAUAGAAUACCCCUUUGUUAAUCCAUUUCUCCUUUAUUUCUUUGGCAUUUUGCCACAAGUGAUAUGGAGUAGUCUAGUGCAAUAUUCCUUAAUUGCAUGUGCAUAUAUAUAUAUAUGAAAUCAUAAUCAAUAAUAGAAAAUUUUGGUGUUGCUGAAUGGUAGAAGAAAACUCUCUCAUAUAUUGUGGAAAUAUAUUGUGAAAAUCAUGAGAUUUUGAUAAUUCAUGUUAUCUUGAAAUAGUGCUAAAUGUACAUGUGAAAUUCACUUACAAGGUCUAUCAUGACCCAAAAAGUUACAGGUAAAUUAUAAUGGAAGCCAGCUGCAAUAAAGUACUGGCAACAAUGUAUGAAUAUGGAUUUUUUAUUGUAUCAAACAUUUUACAGUAUUUUGACAAUCUUGUUUGUUCUGCACAUGGGUGUAUCCAUACAGUGCAAUAACUAAAGUACAUUUGUACAUGGAUAUGCACGUGUAAAAGUUAUUGACGUAACUGUCUGUGGCAUAAAAUAAACAGAUACUGUCAAAUUUGAUUGAA
Molecule: messenger RNA, 1625 nt
Organism: Branchiostoma belcheri (Belcher's lancelet)
Lineage: Eukaryota; Metazoa; Chordata; Leptocardii; Amphioxiformes; Branchiostomatidae
Product: glyoxylate/hydroxypyruvate reductase B-like
Exons: 5
Coding region: 28-1011 (327 amino acids)
Cellular component (GO): cytosol
Molecular function (GO): glyoxylate reductase (NADPH) activity; hydroxypyruvate reductase [NAD(P)H] activity; NAD binding
Source: RefSeq, a predicted model, not a curated record